Messenger RNA from Drosophila sulfurigaster albostrigata, 416 nucleotides. RefSeq lists its product as uncharacterized. The coding region runs from base 34 to 267 and encodes 77 amino acids. The record is from RefSeq and is a predicted model, not a curated record. NCBI's taxonomy places the organism in Eukaryota, Metazoa, Arthropoda, Insecta, Diptera, Drosophilidae. The transcript has a single exon.
AACUACAGCGACCUCUUCGUUAUUUCAGACACAAUGUCAGCGUCGGCGGCCCGUGGUUCCACAUCCCUGUUAAAACGUGCCUGGAACGAGAUUCCCGACAUUGUUGGCGGAUCCGUCUUGGCAAUCGCUGGUCUUGUUAUGGCUGGCGUCGGUGUGGCUAACUACUAUGCCAAGGAUGGUGAUAAUCGUCGCUAUAAGCUCGGCUAUGUCGUCUUCCGUGACACGGAUCCGCGUGCCCAGAAAGUGCGCAACGACGAGGAUGAUUAAACAUCAAAAACGAACUCUGUGAAUUUCUCCUCAUAGUUUUUUUUUUGUUUUUGUUGUUCUCCAACGUAACGCGCUGCCGCAAAUGCAAAACAAACAAUAGUAAAUAGUAAACAGUAAAAAGAAAACUAAACUAAUAGUUAAUUUCUACA